Messenger RNA from Linderina pennispora, 1302 nucleotides. Its product is annotated as DUF726-domain-containing protein. The transcript is spliced from 8 exons. The record is from RefSeq and is a predicted model, not a curated record. Lineage: Eukaryota; Fungi; Kickxellomycota; Kickxellomycetes; Kickxellales; Kickxellaceae. The coding region runs from base 1 to 1302 and encodes 433 amino acids.
AUGUUUACACAGAGCGUCAUGGCAUGGCUACAGGUCCCCGGACCGGACCGCCAAGACCUAGUGACCCUACCGUACGGCGAGUCAGCCAAUGACAUGAUCCUGCACAUGCUACGCGCCUCGCUGGCCAUCGCUACAACCCCAGACACGUUGUACUCGGGCCUGAUACUGACAUGCCUGGGUAUCAGCAACAACCAACUACAAGUGCUAGGCGAACAGGCACAAGAGGGUGCACAGGAGACAGCGCAGAAGGGGAUGUCGCGUGCAGUUGCGUUUGUCAUCAGCGAGAAGCUCGAGCAGGUGGUGACGGACAGUAUGAAGCUGGAGAACGCUGGAGCCACAGCACUGGAGACAGAGAAGAAGCGCAAGUGGGGGUGGAAAAAGUACCUGGCCACAGGCGCCGGUGUUGCCAUUGCUGGCACACUAGUUGGUGUGACUGCCGGGAUUGGCAGCUCCCCUGAUCCUGGUGGCGCAGCCAUGGUUGGAUCACUACUAGGCCGGUUCAACACGCGGCUGCGCGGUCUACACGAGUUCUACUUUAUGCAGUUGCGUGCCGUCAACGGGGAUGCGACGCACUCCGGCGCCCUACAUGCAACAAUAUUCGUGCCGGGGUUCUUACAGGCCGGUGCUACACGCAGCCCGUUUGCGCCCAUAGGCGACGUCAUGGGACUAGAUGUCGGUGACGCCUACACGCUGUACUUUGAGACCAAGGAAUUGAUGGAGCUGGAAAACGCCGUGUCACAAUUUGUCGAGAACACAGCCAAGGGUGCUGCGACGACGCUGGUGCUGCAGCAGACGGUUCUGCAUGUCCUGGUGGGCGCGUUUACGUGGCCACUGGCGAUCCUGAAGGUUAGCCAGAUCAUUGACACGCCUUGGUCUGUUGGUCUGGUGCGGGCCAGGCGCGCCGGCAAGAUGAUGGCCGAGGUCUUGCAGAAGCGUGCACACGGCAAUCGCCCGGUGACUCUUGUUGGGUACUCGCUUGGUGCUCUGGCGAUUUUCACCUGCCUCCAGGAGCUGCACAAGCACAAGGCACACGGGAUUGUCGACACUGUCGUGCUGCUGGGUAUGCCGGCAGAUGGGUCUGACAAGAAGGCAUGGUCUGCAUGCUGCCAUGCCGUGGCCCGCAGAGUCAUCGUCGGGUACUCGAACAAGGACUGGAUCCUGGCCUUCUUGCUGCGCUGCCAGCUCGGGUCGACUCCGGAAAAGCUAUCACAAAUGUGGAUCUGUCUGGCUAUAGUCGCCCGGCACCUCGACUACCUCUAUUCUAUCGACGAUAUCAUGCUUGAAAUGUCGCGUGUACUGUAA